Chrysochloris asiatica (Cape golden mole) is the source of this 2280-nucleotide messenger RNA. It is a transcript of the gene CFAP91, whose product is annotated as MYCBP-associated, testis expressed 1. The transcript is spliced from 16 exons. The record is from RefSeq and is a predicted model, not a curated record. NCBI's taxonomy places the organism in Eukaryota, Metazoa, Chordata, Mammalia, Afrosoricida, Chrysochloridae.
AUGAGCCACGUAGUGACCAUCGAGGAGCCCCAGAAGCCGCAGGUGUCUCAAACCCGGUGGGGCAUAAAGUCGGAGCUAAGGAGCUACAUCCCCUCUAGUCGAGCGUACGACUUUUUGUACGAUCCACUGUUUACUGUGUCAAGUGAGAAAGACCAUGCUCAGGCACAUAUUCAGGCCACGCUGAUUCGAAACAAAUUGAAAAAAGUUCCCAGGUUUAGAGCUAUGUUCAGUAACCUGGUCCAUUAUCCAAGAUAUUCUCUGAGUUUGGACACAUCAGACCCCGUCCCACCUUUCAUCAGUCGGGAAUGGAAAGGAUAUGAAGAGCAACGCAAAGAAGCUGUCCGGCAUCUUGCAGUAUCUGACCCUUCUUUUCAGAUGCCCAAAGAAGUUUAUGAAGAUCCUGAAGUUACUGGAAAGAAUCGCUUUAAAUAUUUUGAAAGGCCUUUCCUUCCGUUUUAUAAACAGAUGCCACUCAAUGUUAUUUUUUCAGUAACCAAGACAGAGCCAUUUACUUUUCCUCCUGCCUCUAAGUACCCAUCCAUCCAUUCAAAAAGUACAGUGGGCACUCAGACUGAUUAUCGGGAUGCUGAAGUUCAAACCGACCCCUAUUCUCCAGAAUAUGUUGUGUGUCAGGAUUCAAUCCCUGAGCUCUUGAUCCUGGCUACUCUUACUUGGGGUCGAGGUCUCCCAGCAGGACAAGCUGAAGUGGAGAUGAUAGAACGGGCUCGAGAGAAACGCAUAUGGGAAGCCACCCUUCCCCCUCUGAGUGACACCACCCAGUUUGAGAAGAGGAGGAGGAUGAUGAAUACGAUGGAGAGGAAGGAGUGGGCCUUCAGAGAAAAUGAAAUUCAAAAACUGCAAGACAUUCGUCUGGAAGUCCUGAAACAGCUGCUGAAGAAGCGUGAAGAGAAUCAAGCUGAAGUGAACAUGAAGAACUUGAAUGCCCAAUGGUCUAAACUUCAGAAAGCAAAAGAAGCAAAAGUGGCAAAAAUUCAACGAACACAUGUAUCAGUCAUCAGAAAACUUGUGGGAAAGGGAAAGAUUAUGGAAGAAAAGUUGAAGAGAAGAAAUAUCACCAAGGAUUAUUCUGAUUAUGCAUCACAGAUCUAUGGGCCUCUGUCUCGCCUUGGUCGCUUCCCGGACAACAACUCAGAGAACUUUGUAGUGAAAAACCACUUUCUCAACACCUAUGAAGGUUUAGUUGAACUUGAGUCAUGUCUCCCAGAUUUUGUGACACAACCCCGAAUCAGACCUCUAAAACCAAAAGUCAUAACCACCAAAACUGGUUUCCUAAAGAGGACAGCAAGGCUGGAACAUGAGUUGGCAGAGGUUCAUAAGGCACUAUUGGCUAAGAAGAAUAAAGUUCUUGAACCAAAGAAAACACUGCGCUUUCUUCAAAGAAAUCCAGUACCUCAACCUCGGCUUCCAACUCCAACCUUGGAAAUGAGUUCCAAUGUAAUCCAAGUGCUUGAUACAAAGGCUGUUAAUUUUCAAGUAUCUCUUUGAUGUGAUUUGAUACAGAUGUUUGAAGGAAAAGAAAAGCGAUUGGAAUUGAUCCAGGAGUUACGCACCAGCCACGCUCUACAAGAAGAUGACAGGCUGCUGAAGAAAGCUGAGAAGCAAGUGACCCUGGCCUUACAGCGGCAGAGGAACCUGCAUGAACACAAGGUGUUAUUGGUUGAAAACCAUUUAGCUGGACUGGAAGGAAAAGCAUUGGCAGACAUGUUUGACUUCCUGUCGAAAGAACUGGUAAGACUGCAGGAAGAGAGGAGAAUCCAUGCCUUUGCCAUGCUGGCAGAAAGACAGCGGCGGAUACGAGAAGCUGAAGAGAGUGGUCGGCGCCAGGUGGAACAAAGACGCCUGCGAGAGGAGGAUCAGAUAUUCAAGGAGGUGGUGAAAGUUCACCAUAGUACCAUUGCCUCCUAUCUGGAGGCCAUAAUACUGAAUACUGAAGAGAGUACUGCAGAAGAACAAGCUAGGGAAGAAAUUAAGAAGAUGGCUGAGGAACUCAAUGACAUUGCUUUUGAAAUGGAAAGCCGUCUAACACAGCUUCAGUCAGAGGAGAUUGUUGCUGAAUUGGUUUACAGUUUUCUGAUUCCAGAGGUACAAAGAGACUUUGUCAAAGAAAAAGUGAGGAAUGCUCAGCGGAAGCAUAUUCUUGCAGCCCAUGACAUAAUCCACAAACAUACUGAAACCAUGGUCAGAGAGAGUUUUGCCAAGGAAGAGCAGGAUGAGGCCUCUGGCUCUGAGGAAGUAACUCAAUAUGAGGAAAACAUCUAA